This is a messenger RNA of Adelges cooleyi (spruce gall adelgid), 919 nucleotides long. RefSeq lists its product as uncharacterized. The record is from RefSeq and is a predicted model, not a curated record. The coding region runs from base 87 to 719 and encodes 210 amino acids. NCBI's taxonomy places the organism in Eukaryota, Metazoa, Arthropoda, Insecta, Hemiptera, Adelgidae. The transcript is spliced from 7 exons.
ACCAAAGCCAUUGCAAAAUAAUAAGAACCAUUCAAGUUUUAAAUUCCUACAAAAUAUCAAGUCUCUUACGUGAAAAAAAAAUCGUCAUGUAUUUCAAAUACGCUAAUAUCUUUUUAUUCUUGUUUUGUUUUUAUCAAGUAGCAAACGCAGCAAGAUUUACUGAUGAGCAACUGCGAGAAAUAUAUUAUGGCACCAAAGCGUUUAGUUUAAGACAGUUCAAAGCGCUCAAUUUGUUUGUUGGUGAAUAUUAUAAGAAUGGAAUAGUUCACAGGUUUGAAGUAAGAAAUUACUUAUCUAAGGACAAAAAGUAUGAAAAGUAUCAACUAACACCUGAAAGCAUGCUGAAGAUAACAGAAGAAUUUCCGCCGAAUUAUUAUGAUAUCUCAUUCGAGGAAUUUAAAGAAUUUAUGAAUAGAGUUGAUAAUUGGUCGCCUCUAAUAGCAAACGAAGCAGAGCCAAGAUUUACUGAUGAGCAACUGCAAGAAAUUUAUGAUGGCACAAAAGAGUAUAAUUUAAGAAAGUACCCAAGGCAUUCAAGUAAUUGGAGAGUUAACAUGAGGCAAGUACAAGAAUACUUAUCUGAAGACAAAAAAUAUGAAAAAUAUCAACUAACACAUGCAAAUAUGCUGAAGAUAACGGAAGAAUUGGGGUGGAUUUAUGCAGAUGUCUCAUUCGAUUACUUUAAAGUUAUUAUGAAUAGAGUUAUAGAGGAUUUAUAAAUUGGCCGUCUCUAAGCAAGGUUACAAAUUUACUACAACAUCCAACCGUCGUUCAGUGUAUUCCAAAAGAAAAACUAAAGUGUUUAAUUUCUCUCUUAAUAAAAAUCAUUUUACUAUGUUGAUAUCCUAUUUUUUAGUUUCUAUGUAUUUAUUUUAAAAAUUGUAAUGGGUGUGUGGGUUAUUUUUGUUGUUUUAAUCGA